Messenger RNA from Haliotis rubra (blacklip abalone), 1841 nucleotides. RefSeq names its product phosphonopyruvate decarboxylase-like. Gene Ontology annotation, molecular function: magnesium ion binding; phosphonopyruvate decarboxylase activity; thiamine pyrophosphate binding. The transcript has 11 exons. Gene Ontology annotation, biological process: organic phosphonate biosynthetic process. NCBI's taxonomy places the organism in Eukaryota, Metazoa, Mollusca, Gastropoda, Lepetellida, Haliotidae. The record is from RefSeq and is a predicted model, not a curated record. The coding region runs from base 396 to 1619 and encodes 407 amino acids.
CUAAAUUUUGCCUGAUCUUACAAAUAAACAGGCUUUUCUGGUUAUACCGGUAUAUGCUAUGACGCAGCCCACUGAACACCCAGUUAGGUUGGUGUGGGUUAUUUCGACAUAUGCUAUUUGCAUUUGUGUAAGUUUUAGGAAUACAGAGUAGGAAACAGCCUAAAAACAGUAGUAUUUUUCUAUUUCCCACAGUACUUUAGGCUUGAAUUUCAGAGUUGUGUUUGGUUGGAGUAAACGAGUCUAUGAAUAAUCCUACAGAUUUUGGUCAGUUCCAGUAUUUGUAGAAUGUGUACCCGCAAAGAAAGAUAUAUUUAAGAAGAAAACUUCAUGCACUUCAUGAGGUAAUAUAGGUAGAGGAAGAAACAACAGUGUGCACAGUGGUACCAACAUUUUCGAUGACAAGGCAUAUAUUCACGCAUCCUGUGAUGCAACGAGUCUACAGUUUUGCAAUACGUAGGAUGUCCUCAGACGCCAAACAGAUGAAGCUGAGUCCGGCCUUUUUCCACCAGUGCGUCACUGACAUUGGCGUUAACUUCUUCACCGGUGUCCCCGACUCCCUGCUCAGUGACUACUGUGCAUAUGUUCAGGUUAACGUUCCGGAAACAGAUCAUAUUAUUGCUGGUAAUGAGGGCAGCGCAGUGGGCCUGGCUGCAGGCUAUCAUUUAGCUACUGGGCAUCCAGGGCUUGUGUAUCUACAGAACUCAGGUCUAGGCAAUACAGUGAACCCCUUGAUGUCACUGACUUCUUCCAAAGUUUACAGUAUACCAAUGCUUCUUCUGAUUGGAUGGCGGGGUCAACCAGGGGUCAAGGACGAACCUCAACACUUUGCUCAAGGGCAGAUAACUCCAGAUAUGCUCAAUUUGAUGGACAUUCCAUGUAGAAUAUUGCCAAAGGAUGAAACAGCUGUCAAAAAGGUUAUACAAGAAGCUGACCAACAUUUCAAGACAAAGAAAUCCCCUUUCAGUAUAUUAGUGGAAGCUUCUACAUUUUCUAAAUACAAGCUACCUCAGUUACAGGCAAACUUCCCCCUACUGAGAGAAGAGGCCUUGAAUACUGUAGUAGAUAUUCUAGACGAUACCGAUAUUAUCGUUGCCACUACAGGAAAGCUGUCUCGGGAACUAUUUGAAUACAGAGAAGCCAAAGGAGAAGGUCAUGAGAAGGAAUUCCUCACUGUGGGGUCCAUGGGUCAUGCGUCUUCUAUAGCACUGGGCAUUGCUAACUUCCAGCCGCACAGGAAGGUUGUAUGUCUAGACGGUGAUGGUGCGGCACUGAUGCAUCUUGGUGCCUUUUCAACUGUUGGCCAGAGGGGGCCUUCAAACUUCAAACAUAUUAUCUUCAACAAUGGAUGUCAUGAUUCUGUUGGCGGUCAACCUACAGAAGCAAGCCACCAUGACACAUUUUCAUUUGGUGGUGUAGCACGGGCCUGCGGAUACAGAAAGACUCUAGUUGCCGAGACCAGAGAUGAGCUGGUCACAACCACCAGACAGCUGUUGGAGACCCCUGGGCCGGUUCUGCUGGAGAUUAAACUGUCCGUGGGUUCUCGAGGCAACCUGGGUCGACCAACACGAACUCCCAUAGAAAACAAGUCUGAUUUCAUGGAGCAUAUAGGGUCUGUUUGAUGAUCUCACUUUUCUAGUGCUGUUUUAGUGUACUGUGUUUAGCUUAACGUAUACUACGCAAGAUGUUUUUACAUGAAUAUGGUCAAUUUGUAAUUCUGUGACAGGUAAUUUUAGUCUGAUGAAAAACUUUAUUGUUCAUAUAUUUUAGUGUAUGUAUAUAUUUUCUAUUCUAUGCCCAUAAUUGUGAUGAUUAUGAUUUCAAUGGAGAACUAGGGGUGGGGC